Apis dorsata (giant honeybee) is the source of this 2145-nucleotide messenger RNA. RefSeq lists its product as uncharacterized. The annotation marks the transcript as partial. Lineage: Eukaryota; Metazoa; Arthropoda; Insecta; Hymenoptera; Apidae. The transcript has 9 exons. The record is from RefSeq and is a predicted model, not a curated record.
GCGUUCUUCAACGUUCGUCCAAGAUCGCACGUAAUAUAUAAACAAACGAUCGAGCUGGCACGCGUCCGGACGAGCAAGAGACGACAGUUGUUCACGCUUUCUUGUAGCGAUCACGUAAAAUCAAACUCACGUGGAAACGAAGAAAUGACGAGUAAUUUAUCCAAAACCGAAAUAGCUCAUACAACGCGAAACAAGGUUUCCGUUGAGAGAAAGAUCUCGUCAAAAGAAAUUUUAUUACCGAGUGGGAAAGAAAAUGAGUGCCCUUCUGCGAAGAACGCGACGAUCGGUGGUAGAAAAAUGAUUUUCACGGGUGAUACAAUAUGUCGAACGCAACGUAUCUCCUCAAGUUCGAACCGAGGGAUUGACCAGUCGAAAGAGAGAUGUUUGAACGUUACUCAGCCCCUCAGUUCGAACAACGAGUUAAAAAAAGAAGUCUCGAACGAACGCAGUCGAACGAAUCGUUCUCUUUGGAAUGUAUCCGGUAAAAAGAUGCCAUUUCACGUUCAUUGCGACGAUGCAAAUAAAAUUUCGCAUGUAUGCGAUUCUCAAGCAGAAACGCAUCGUAUUUCCAAUAUGACAUCGGUCGAUUCAAUAGAGUCGCAUUUUAAAAGAGGAGAAAAUCUGAAACAGACGGAAUCGAGAAAAAUAAUGCAAAAACGAUCCCCACCCGAAUGUCGAGAUAUGAUCGAAUUUCCUCGGUCUAAGAUACCUUGCCGAGUAAAAUCGAGUUCCGUACGAUCGCUGCAAACAAGUACACGAAUCAUUCCGAGACGCUCGAUAUCGAUUGAGACUGCGACUAGUUCGCAUGCGCAACGUUUCAACUUCGACUUGACAGAGAAAAGCUUAAUCGCAUCGAGAAAUAUAUGGAAAUCAUUCGAAAGCGGAGCUUCACAAAUUGAAAACAAGAUCAAGGAUAAAAGUAACGAAGAAAAAGGUGAGAAAAAUGCAACGAAGAAUUUCUCUAGAGAAAGAAGUACAUUGUCUGAAAGAGUGGCAACACCUAUUGAUGAGGUACCCUCAUUUCCAGCACCAUCGACACCUCUCAGGAUGAUAAAUCGACAAACCAAUUUGAAAAAACUUGAGUUCAACGAGAUCAUUCCAUCCGAACGGAAUUCUUCUUUCUGCGAUUUGGUGUUCUACAUGGAGUAUCUCGAUGAUGUACCGAUGAUCGAGCGUGAAAGGGAAGAGAGAUCUCCACGAUUGUCGGCUAAUUUUUUAACGAAACAUAUUAAUCCCGAGCAGAGGAGAUUAGUCGUCGCGUUUAUGAUACGCGUUGGAAAUCAUUGUCGAUUCCCGUCGUACAUCGUGUAUCAGUCGGUGAAGUUGUUCGACGCCGUUAUGGACAAACUUUCGGUGAAGACGAUGUUCUUCCAAUUAACGGCAUUGGCUAGUCUGUGGAUCGCGCUCAAGAAACAAGAAAAUUAUUACAAAAUUCCAACGGCUAACACAAUAGUGAGCCUUGCCCAGGAUCUCUACACAGGAAGAGAGAAUUUGCUGAUGGUGUACGAGAGAAAGAUCUUGCAUAUUCUCGAUUUCAACAUCACAUUUGCCGAUGCAUUUUCUCUGUUCUCUCAUCAUUUGUUAAGUUGCAUACGUUACAUCGAUAUAUCCAAUGAGAUGAUUGUAUUUUUAUAUCAUUGUGGCUGUUAUCUGAUCGACAUCACGUUGAUAGAUGAACAUUUUUGUCGAAUACCGGCAAGAUUGAUUAGCUUAACUAUAAUAGAGCUGGUGCUUGGUCUCAUAGAUAACACGCCUCGAUGGUUGUUCUGGAGAGGUUUGCUCUUUGCUAUUAUUCCACGUUCACCGGACGAUAAGUUUCAAGAUAAGGAGAUCGAUGAAACGCGUGUUUUGAUAUUGCGACGUGUGUUACAUUCUGGGCAAAAAGUCCAUGGCUUCGAUAUGGUGUACAAAAAAUACAAUCGCAGUAGAUACGGUCGCAUAUCGCAAUUUUUCUUGGAGCUGGUUACCAAGCUGUCUUCUACAGAGAUAUAUUUCGAUCCGUAAAUCGAUUUUAUUACUAUCGUUUGCAAUUUUUAUUUAUUUUUAUUGCUAUAUAUUAUAAGUCAAAAGAAAGUGAGCGAGUGUAUGAAUGUGCGAGAGAUAAUAAUAAGAUAGAUCGUUGAAAUAAAAAUAUCGAUAGUGUCU